This is a messenger RNA of Tinamus guttatus (white-throated tinamou), 2160 nucleotides long. RefSeq names its product ring finger and WD repeat domain 3 (gene RFWD3). Gene Ontology annotation, biological process: protein ubiquitination; interstrand cross-link repair. Lineage: Eukaryota; Metazoa; Chordata; Aves; Tinamiformes; Tinamidae. Gene Ontology annotation, molecular function: protein binding; ubiquitin-protein transferase activity. The record is from RefSeq and is a predicted model, not a curated record. Gene Ontology annotation, cellular component: nucleus.
AUGGCCCUGUCGUGCCGCAAGCAGGAGAUGGGCUUGCGGAUCCUAGUUGUUUUUAUCAUCUCUUUACAGCGAUGGCUCAAGAAGAGAUGGAAGUUGAUCUGCAGCCGGUGGCGGGUCACCGCGGUCAGGACGCCAGGGACGGCUGCCAACCCUGGGGAGCAGCCACCUUCUGCCUCGGCCCUCGGCAGCGCGCGGAGGCUGCGGGCGGCGCUGGAGCAGCAUCGGCCCUUGCCCGCGCCGCAGGGCUCACAGCGCCCGCGCGUGAGAAGAGCUCGCAGGCAGCAAAGAGUCGGUGGCUCCCAAAGGACGGUCAGUGCCAGUGCAGCGCUGGAGAGUUACUUUCAAAUCAGCAGGACCCAAGAGCCGGCUGCAGUAGCAGCUCCACGUCUGGAGCCCUCACACAAUCUGGGGGACAACCAGGGCCACAGCUCGGAUGAAACCAUAGAAGUGAGUGACUCUGACAGCAGCACCUCUGCUGAGGAGGAAGAGCUGGAUGCUGGAGCUCAGGAGACCCCUACGCCACCCAGCUUAGGAGUUUCCAGUCAGGCCCAAGCAGAGCCACUUCCAGCUCUACCUCCCCCUGCAGAAGAUGAAAGUCAUGAAAAUGAAGAGGCCGCCUUCCAGCAAAAGCAGAGAAGUCCAGCAAAGAAGGCAGAACCAUUGGCUCCUGCUGCGCCCUUGGAUGAGGAAGAAGGGGACACUUGUGCCAUCUGCUUCGAGCAGUGGACCAAUGCAGGGGGCCACCGCCUGUCAGCACUGCGGUGUGGGCACCUGUUUGGUUACACCUGCAUCGAGAAGUGGCUCAAGGGACAGGCAGGAAAGUGCCCCCAGUGCAAUAAGAAAGCAAAACGCUCUGACAUUGUGAUCCUGUACGCUCGGACUUUGAAAGCCCUGGACACCAGUGAACAGGAGCGGAUGAAAAGUUCUUUAGAAAAGGAGCAAAUGCUGCGGAGACAGGCAGAGCUGGAAUCUGCACAGAGCCGCCUCCAGCUGCAGGUUUUGACAGAUGAGUGCAGCAAACUCCGCAGGCAAGUUCAGGAGCUGAAAGCCCUGGUGGCCCAGCACAGUGUGGCUGCUCCCCAGCACCCCGGCGGCCUCCCCUGCAGCCAGAGCCAGCGGCGGUACCAGUUUGAGAAGGCCGUGGCGGUGUCGCAGGCCGGCGGCUGCAGGGUCAUGGCGUUCUGCGACGCGCUCAGCUGCCUCGUGGUGUCGCAGCCUUCUCCGCAGUCAACGUUCGUUCCCGGCUGUGGUGUAAAGAUGAUGAGCGCAGCCAACCUGAAGAGCAGUCAGUACAUCCCCAUCCACAGCAAACAGAUUCGGGGCCUGGCUUUUGGCAGUCGAGCAGAUGGCUUGCUGCUCUCCGCUGCUCUGGACAACACGCUCAAACUAACCAGCUUGGCAACAAACACUGUGGUACAGACAUACAACACUGGCCGUCCUGUCUGGAGCUGCUGCUGGUGUCUUGAUGAUACAAACUACAUCUACGCUGGGCUGGUGAAUGGCUCUGUCAUGGUGUAUGACUUGAGAGACACAAGUUCUCAUGUGCAGGAGCUGACCCCUCAGAAGUCCAGGUGCCCCAUGGUGUCACUGUCAUACCUGCCACGAAUGGCCUCAGCGUCAUUGCCCUACGGUGGAAUAAUAGCUGGGACCUUGGAAGGAGCCUGCUUUUGGGAGCAGAAAGCUGGGACCUCUUACCGGCCUCACCACUUGCUCGUGGAGCCCGGCGGCUGCAUCGACAUCCAGACGGAGGUCACCACGCGCCACUGCCUCGCGACCUACCGGCCGAGUAAGAACAACCCUUGCGUGCGCUGCGUGAUGAUGGAGCUGAGCUGCAGCCCCCUGACAGAAGCCUCUGAGGACGUGGUGUGCUCUUCUAACCCAGUUCAGACUUUCAGUGCCGGCCCCACCUGCAAGUUGCUGACCAAAAAUGCCAUUUUUCAGAGCCCAGAGGAGGAUGGCAGCAUCUUUGUGUGUGCUGGUGAUGAGGCGUCUAAUUCUGCCAUGUUAUGGGAUGCUGCAAGUGGCACCUUAUUGCAGAAGCUGCAGGCUGACCUACCCGUGCUGGACAUCUGCCCCUUUGAAGUGAACCAAACGUCCCUCCUGGCUACGCUCACCGAGAAAAUGGUCAAGAUCUACAGCUGGCUGUGACAGGUGUCUGCG